UAUUGCUGAAUUUUGGGUUCGCAUUGCCGCCCCGUCGCUUGUGUGGCUUUGGAUUUGAUUGCUCGGCGAAAAUUUGAGAAUACGAUCGUCCCCUCCGCCCGCAACACUCAUCUAAGUGAAGAUUUCCUGUAGAUUAUUUGGGCUUCUGUUUUACGCGGGGGCACCUGGGUUGCUGAACCGCUGCCUUAUACGAGUGUCCUGUUGGUUCGCGUUAUUCGCGCUCUGUAAUUGAUAAAUUUGCGUCGUUGCUUGCUGCAGUGCUGCUAAAUCCCGGGUCUGAUUUAUGUUACUCAGUAGCCUAGCUACUGGAUUUAGUGUCUUGAGCUUCCGUACAGAGGAUUUAAGAUCCUUGUUCAACAAUGUGGCAAGUUGGCAACAUACCUGAAUUCAUGUUUGUAGAAGUGAACAACGUAGGAACACAACUUUAACACCUGAGGUCGAUUCAGUUCACUGAAAUGAUCAACUUAUCCUGUCUGUCCCAUUCCUACCACAUUUCAUGCUAUUUUUCCAGCUUGUAACUUUCAGGAACGGGUUAGGCCAUUCUCAAUGGGAGUUUCAUACUCAUUAAAUACGGUGACACAUCAUCAUACUUGGUGACAUGACAAUUCAUUUAAGAGGGGAGAUAUAGAGAGUUUUAUGGGAGAUGGUAGAGUUUCACGAGGAUGAAACUCUGCAUACACGGUUACCUAGUUUAAAUCUGAUGUGGCAGCAUUGAAAACAGUGCAUUGAAACUCAUUAUUAAGAAUGACAUGGUUACUUCUGAAACAAUUAUUCUCCUGUAGUUGCAUUUAAUAAUUAGAUACAUCAAAAGGUUGAGCAGUUAUUGAUGUCCCUAUUUGAUACAUUAGAGAAGUGUUUUGGUACUGACAUGUUUGAUUUAGGGUCUGUUUAGGUCGCAUGUGCUAAACUGCUAUUGGAUGUUAAAGUUUAGCACUUCAGUUUGGGUCUCCAAGUGCUAAAGUUUAGCUAAAAGUGUAGUGCUAAACUUUAGCUAAUAUGCCUGGGCCUUCGAGGAGUGCGUAAGGGCGAAUAGAGGAGCAGCGCAGCCUGGGACAGGGACCUGAGCGCGUAUGGUGGAGAAGAGCGAGAGUGAGAAACAUGAGCAAGAUCACCGUCGACCAGGGUGACCGAGGUAAUCGCCGCACAGGGAGAUUGUAUUUCCUUCGAUGUCUAAUUACACGCUACUGCUUCCCCUUUAUAGAUCAGGGUCGGCACCAACUGAUAAGAGAUAAACAUGCUUAACAACUCCCUGGUAUUAUCUAGCUAACAACUCCCUGCUAUUAUAUAGCAAACAACCCAACUAUUAUUUAGCUAAUCCUUAUCUGCUGGAACUUAAGAGUUAUCUGCUGGAGCCGAGCUGCUGGCUUCACCGCCCCUGGUCUGGGUCCGGUACUCCCUCUGCUGCCUCCUAGUGUAGGUCUUCCCCACAAAUGCAUCUGCAACAUUUCUCCCCUCCCGGAGAAACAAGUCGUCCGUGACCUGUAUAGCUGGAUACCGUAGUUGGAAAUCCUCUAGCUGAACCUAGGAUGCUUCUGCUGCUGGACGACCCACCCAGUGAACUAACACUUCCCACACGCCUCUGUUAAGCCUUGCCUUGGAUACCUUCUCAGGUGUAGGUACCUCCCUGCCAUGUAACAGAUCUGGAAGAGGCACCACCUCAUCUGGCAACUGCCCAAUAAUUUUUUAUAGUGACACAUGAAAAACAUCAUGAUUUUUGCCUUCGGAGGGAGUUGCAAUUUAUAAGAUACGUCCCCCACUAGCUGUGUAGCCUUGUAGGGCCCAAAGAAACGAGGUCCCAACUUGGAUGUAGAUGCUGGUGUCACGCCCACGGCUGACCUUUGCUGUAACCGGAGCCACACCCAAUCCCCAACCUGGAAUUUCACCUCCCGCUGAGUCUGGUCUUGGUACUGCUUCAUUGUGACUUGGGCUUGGACCAGUCUCUCCUUGAUUUCUGCUAAGAACUCAUCCCGAUCGUGAAGCUAGUCAUCCACCGUAGCUACUCGCGCUUUCCCCGGCUGGUAAGGUAGUAAUGGCGGGGGGUCACGCCCAUAGACUACCCGGAAGGGUGAACACUUGAUGCCAGUUUGAUAUGAAGAAUUAUAGCUGUACUCCGCCCAUGGCAGCCACUGGAGCCAAGUCUUCGGCCUGUCACCUGCUAAGUAGCGCAGGUACAUCAAUAUCACUCUGUUUGUGACCUCCGAUUGACCAUCUGUUUGUGGGUGAAAUGCGGAACUCAUCUGCAGCUUUACUCCUGCCAUCCGAAACAGUUCUGUCCAAAAGUUGCUGGUAAAUACCACAUCUCGGUCACUCACUAUCGAACAGGGCAUGCCAUGUAAUCUGACAAUAUUGUCAAAAAAUGCCAUGCUACUGAAGCUGCUGAAUAAGGGUGACCCAGGGGAAUGAAGUGAGCAAAUUUGGAGAAACGAUCAACCACCGUGAGGAUAACCGAUUUACCCCCCACCUUUGGAAACCCUUCCCCGAAGUCCAUGGAGAUAUCACUCCAUACUUCAGAGGGAACUGGCGGUGGCUGUAAUAGCCCAGCAGGGUGAAGAUGUUUGGACUUAUUUCUUUGGCAGACUGCACAGCCCCGAACAAAUUUUUGUACCCGUCUCCUGAUAUGGGUAUUGUGGAAUGAGCUCCUCCAUCUAUGCAAGGUCUUCUCUACUCCCUCAUGACUUGCUGCAUGGGCAGCUAUCAGCAACUGAUCCCACACACUUGAAUUAUCUGUAACGAAGACUCUGCCCCGGCAUACCAACAAUCCAUCUCUUUCAGCCCAUCCUUCUCCUGCAGUUCCUGCCGCCAAAUGUGUCUUUAGUUCCUGGACUUGUGGAUCUAUCAAUGCUUCCUUCCUGAGUGUAUCAAAGACUUCUAGAGUUGGGGUGGACAACAGAUUCACUGCUGCUGCUGGUUCUUCAUCCCUUCUUGAUAAGGCGUCAGCCGUUCCGUUCAUCUUCCCUGGCCUAUAUCCACCUCCAUGUCAUACCCAAAUAGUUUGCUGACCCAUGUGUGCUGUGGUAUUGUGGAUAAGCGCUGGUCCAGUAUGUAUUGCAAACUGAAGUGAUCAGUCCUCACUGUGAACGCUCACCCCCACAAAUAUGGCCGCCAAUUGCGGACUGCUUUGACAAGUCCAAUCAGUUCUCUCUCAUAUGCCGAAAGUUUCUGGUGAUGUGGUGCCACAGCUCUACUGAAAUAUGCCACUGCCCUUGCACCUUGGUGGAGAACUGCCCCAAACCCUGAACCUGACGUGUCGCAGUAAACCACAAAUCUUUUGCUGAAAUCCGUAAUCUGCAGCAAGGGAUCAGUCAUGAGUGUCUGUUUGAGUGCGAGGAAUGCCUCUGUUGAUGCUUCAGACCACUGGAAUGCUUCCUUCUUCAAUAGGGCAGUUAGUGGUGCAACGAUGUUGCCACAACUUGCAAUGAAUUUCCGGUAAUAUCCUGUGAGCCCUAGUUAGUACUAAGGAGGAUAUGGCCAUCGAUAGUACUGGUGUAGGGGUGGUGUAUUCUUUCUGUUAGUAUGGAUCAGUCUGUAUAUGUGCGGGUUUGGCCGCCAUAAGGCCUUGUUCGAUUAUUUACAUUCCAUUUGUAUUGGAGGGGAUUGAGAUGUAUUGAUGUGGAUUUUGACUUACUAUGGGUUUAAACCGACUCAAUCCCACCCAAUCCACAUGAAUUAGUGUUAGAGUGUGUGUUCCUAUAUCUCUACUACUAUUAAGCGUGUAGUGUAGGCGUCCACCACACAGAGUGGUGCACGUUCUGCCGGUCGUAUCUGCCAUCUACGAGCGGUCGCCCCGCUCACCUUCCAUCGACGGGGCCGCCCCACCCACCGCCAUCCCUGCUCCCCGCCAUCAACGCUCGCCCGGAUGUUGCUCGCCCGGAUGGUGUGGCACGCCCCUACACCAUGCCCCCACCCAUCUCUCCCACGCAUGCCCGCGCCCGCGAAUCUCGCUCGUGCCCCCCUCGCACCCAGCCCUCCGAGAUCCUCUCUGGUGCCCCGACCGCUCCGUCCUCGCCAAGGUCGUCACCUACCAGGUCCGCAAGAUCUCCUCAGGCAUGCCCCAGGGAGUCCUCAACCUAUCGUACAAGCUCAGCGAGGUCACCCAGACGGCGGGUGCCAACGGCUACACCCCCACCUAGAUCGCCGCGUACCCACCGCCCUCCGGUAAGGCCGGCACAUACGCUCCUCUUGUCGCCUACCUGCCUCCAGCAGCCGACCAAGAAGAAGAAGAACUUUGGAAUGGGGCUAGGGGCCAGGCUGUUGGGAGGCGCCGUCGGGGGCCUCCUGAUCGGGGGAACGACAUCAGGAGAAGCCCUCCGAACACGAUGGCCAAUGCCGCCCGCCUCACGGCCACGGCCGACCUUGCCAUGACACCCGCCGGUCGCCGCCGCGCUGCGUCGUCUUCCGCCGUCGUGGCUUCCUCCUCCUCUCUCUCUCUCUCUCCUGGAGACAGCGCUGGCCUUCUAAGAGCUUCCUCUCACGGGCAUGGGGACUAGGGUGGCGCUAAUGCGAUGCAGCGCUGCUGCGGCCGCGCAACGUGACUGCAUAUUAUAAUGUGUGUGUGUGUGGGGGGGGGGGAAGUAGCACUGUAGCAGCAGGAUUUGUGUCAGUCAGUCGCUGCUGCGGUAUUCAGUAUUCUUGCUUCUUGUUCUGUUCCUGGCCGCCUCUGGGGGCAUUCUUUUGCUUUGGCCGAUUCUGCUGUGCUUUUGAAGGACCUGUAAUGGAGGGGCCGAGGGGGCAGAGUAGAACCAAAGCAAGCUGCUGAGCCAUGCUUGCUUUUUAUUGCACUUUGCUUUUUUUGGGUUAUGCCAUGUUGUUUUCCUGCCUUUCCCUUUCAAUCCCUCGCUUCUUCUUGUGAAGAGAACUAGAGAAGGGUAAAAUGACAGUGGAUUAAAAAAGAGUUUUGGGAGGCAUUGUUAUCUGAUCGCCCUUGUUCUCCCUCAAGUACACUCCUAUUGGAAUGCGCCGGCCUUCGAUUUGUAGAGCAGCGCUCUGUGAUGAGUGGUGAUGUGAUACCGCGCAUCCGAGAGACAAGUUCUUUGGUCUUGAAUCUGACUUUGUGAUUUCUUUUGCUUUAUACGCAAUCUGAUUGUUAGGACGAAAUCAAAUUAUGCAUUUUAUAUCUGAAAUGUUGCAUGUUAUUGUAAAUACUCCUAUGAUAUGAUACUGGAAGCGUGACAUUAUAUGAAUGGCACACAGUUUCCUUUUGUUCAGAUUUGCGCCUGCUUUCAAAGUUUCUGAAUGCCACAAUUUAUUUGCGAUUGUGCUUCUAUUGGUAAGCCAUAUCCGUUUUGGAUGUUAUAGAGGCUUCUAUAUGUUCUCUGCAGGUUCAGUUAGAACUUAGAACCCACAAUACACUAGGCUUUUGCAAGCAACCAAAGAUAUUCUCAGAAAGGAAGGUUUACCAGGAUCCGCCUUGCCUUGAAUACUUCUUGGCUUAUGUCAUAUUGACCAUUUGGGCGAUUGAGAAACAGACUAAUACAGCCACUGUUGCUCUUGCACUUGCAUGCCUCUAUAUAAUAGGCUAAACUAAACAACAUUGUACAUGAUAUGGUACUUUUGCACUUGCACUGUGUCUUCUUGAUGGGUAGAACCGUAGAAUCCUGCCCUAUAGUCCAGAACUAGAAGAAUUCUAAUUUUUCCUUUUAGUAAUCCAUGUAGAUUUGAGCUUUGUUUGGUAAGAAAUGCAUUUGGAUUUUCCACAAAUUCCAGUCUUUCACAUACCCAUCUACUUGCUAUCCUGCUACUGGACGAGGUGGCAUCGCACGGGCACGAAUAGUUUCAUAUAUGCCUAUGCAUUUUUUACAGACUUUGUGUGAGAAUAUUAUUCUCACUUUCUUUGCUUUCUGUUUUUACUCAUAUAUAGGCAAACUGAAGUGGAAUAUUUGAUGCACACCUCUUUUGCCUCAGAUUUAAAAAUCCCUAUUUUUAAUCAUUUUGCGAGGAAAACUCUAGAUUUAAAAUGCUCCAAUUCUUGAGAGUUUGCUAUGUGGUUAACAUAGAUACUCGCAUAUAUUUUAUAGCUUGAAAGAAUUGUGCUCUAGAUUUCAUGGCUCUUCUUCAUAACUGUUACCUGAUUUUUAUGAUUCCUGGCAAAUCUAUGUAUGAUUGCUGACUCUACCUCACGAUGGGCUGAGGCAUUGUGUGAGAUUUCAUGGAGUUUGCUUAUUUCAAUGAUGCUCAGCGCCAGGCUACCAAUGAUGCUGGUAGGAUUGAAGGGCUUGUGGUUAUGAGGAUUAUCAAUGAGCCCACUGCUGCGGCCUUGUCAUAUGGAAUGAACAGCAAGGAGGGCCUUGUCGGUGAAGUGUGUUCGUGCCGGAGAGCGUGGAGUGCGAGGCCUCAUGACGCGAAGCAAGUUCGGUCUGCUCGUGCAUGUCACCCGUCGCGUGCGCGUGUGCCGGAGAGCGAGGAGGAGUGCAAGGCCUCACGACGCGCUGCCAGGUCCGUGCUGCUCGUGCGCGUCACCCAUUGCUGUUGAAAUCCAUCCCACCCCAAUGUUUCCAAGUAGAGUAACAGAUAUCCGAUCUCGGAAUGAGGAUAGUGACUGGGCCAUGGGAAUUUGAUCGAGAAAGAAAGGGAAAGGUAGAGAUAGUGGGGACAAUCGAUUUAAUUGUAGCUGGAACAUUUCUAAAGGUAUUAGUAGGUGACUUGCUGCAGCAAACUUGAACACACAAGCAACAAACAUAUGCUUCAGGUCCUUGAUGCUACCAACAGGUAAACUCUUUUAAUACUUUUGUUCACCUAAUGGUAGGAACAGAUGAUAUACCACAAAUGUUUUCGACCUAACAAAGAGGGCAUAGAAAGUAGAAGUUGGUUGCUCCUUUAAAGCAUCAGUUUCAAGUAGCCAUCAGCUGAAAUCUACCAUUGCUGAAACAAGGUGAAAAAAAUGCAGAAUGGACUACUUAGAGAUAGCUACACUAUCGAUGCAUCUACAUCAUUUUGGACUAUAUGGGACACCAUCAGUAAUGGUUGAUCUUGUCUACUGUGCUUUGGAGUUCCUUUCAACUUUGCUUGGAGCCUUUCAUGCCACUGAUGGAGUCAUAUGCCUCUGCCCAGAAAUUCAGUUUCUGACUGAACUAAACGGUGGUGGUUUGAAUCAUCGUGGUUCACUGGUUUUCACAAUAUUGGGAUUCUUGGCAACCAUGAGGACAUUAUGAGAUUCUUGGCUACCAUGAGGACAAGUUGAUUGUUCAAUUACAUUUUCUACGUCUAUUUCGAAGCGUCGAUGGCGGAUGUCCGCACACAAAAUGCCUUGAAGGGUCUGGAGGAAGUUGCAAGUUUCCUGCGUGUCCUUGGCUACUAUCCGUGCAACACAAUAACGAUAUGAGCUGUUGCGUCACACUGUCUAUCUUGGUUGCUCCGCCUUGGAAGACCAGAGUGGGAGAUGGUUGCUAUUUCUGCUCAAGUUAGCGAGAAUAAAUACUUUGUUUCGAUGGCAUAUCGGUUGUGGUUCUAUUAUGACAUAUAUAACAUACUGAUGUUAUUAUUACUCACAUUAUCUAUGCUAUGUUGAAUAAUCAUGUUUUUAGUUAUAUUUCUCCUUCAAUUCUAUUCUUUCGUACUAAUUAUGUCUUGUAGCGUUAAGCAAGGGCAAUAUACAAAUUGGUUUCAAUGAUUCAUUGCAUCAUAUUACUCCUGUCUUUAAGCAAUAUAGUUUGGAUUCACAUUAGCCUUGUAACAAAAGUAAUUUCUAAACGUUAUUAUGAUACUCCUAAUUGGAUUGUUACGCUAGACAAUGUGACAUACAACUAAGUCAUUUGAAUUUUGCAUGCAGUUGAAUAAAAGGUUCCUCUUCCCUUGUUUGGAAGAGAUUAUGGUCAUUAUACACUCCCGACUGAAUAUGAACACUCUUGAAAUACAUUGCGAAGCUGCAGAGGAUCGUCAUUAGAAUUGCAUGAAGGUUGUAUGCGAAACCACUGGAUUGAACAAUUCGAGAAAUCUACAGAGGAAGUCGUGAACAGCUAUGCACAAGAUUGAGUCUAAGGUAUAGGCAUCUGAUGGAGGACAUGUUGUCUCUACUCCCGCAUAUGAAGGACAACCAGGACAAGGUCGAGUCCAAGCAGAGCAAGGGGAACACGCCGAGCAAGCUGCUUGAGCUCAGGAGUUGCUCCAGCUGCCUUUCUUCGAGAUUCUGGCUGUUGACCAUGCGUCGGAUGAGGGCGCGAUUGUACCAAUUGGUUCGCAGCAUGAUGCACAUUUGACCAAACUGAUGAAUAUGGAAAAUGACCAACCUUUGUUGCCGGCACCACCAGUUAAUCUGGAAUCAGCCAUCCUUGAGCAAAAUGCAAAUAUGGUGGCUCUCAAGGAAGGCUGUUCUGUGGGAAGUGAGCUGCCACCUGGUCUGCAGGGUAAUUUUGGUGGUAACAAAGCAAACACGUGUACUUCAGCACUGCAUUCUAUUGAUGAAGGUGAAGAAAUAACUUGUGGUUUCAUUAAACAUGAGAGGAGUUAUGAUUUACAGAAUUUGACUAUGGAUAAGUCAAUUCAAGUGUCUAAUGAAACAAAGUACAAGUUUCUUGCUCAUAAGCCCAGAGUAGGCUGUGAAACUGCUAUUCAAAACUGUGAGUUGGCUUCUGCAUUGCCAGAUACAGAAUUUCAUGGCCCUGUUGCAACCAUUUCAACUACGGGUCAAUCAGAAGGAUCUGACACUGAGAUUAAUGUUCCAAACUAUUCUGACCUAGAAGCACUGAUACUUGAUCUGGACCUGAUUCCAUGGGAUCAAGAAUCUGACUUCAUCCAACCAGAAGUUUCAAGGUUUCAGUAUCCUGAAAGCAGGAAGGAUUUGAUAAGAUUAGAGAAAGGUGUCUGCUCUUAUAUGAACCGAUCUAUCAUGUCUAAGGGUGCUUUCGCAAUUCUUUAUGGCCAACGCACGAAAUACUACAUAAGAGAGCCCGAGGUAAGUCUUGGGAGAGAAACAGAAGAAGUACAUGUUGAUAUCGAUUUGAGUAAAGAAGGAAAGGCAAACAAAAUAUCCCGUCGACAGGCAGUUAUUAAGAUGGACGAUGGUGGAUCUUUCUACAUAAACAAUACUGGGAAGUUUUCAAUUUUCGUGAAUAGCAAAGAAGUACCCUGCAGUAAACGUAUAAACUUAAUGUCAGACUCAUUAAUUGAGUUGUUUUUUUUUUGUUACCGACAGAUAAGGAACCUGAAAUUCAUUUUUCACGUGAACCACGAGGCUGCAAGGCAAUACAUAGUUCGAAAAAGGAGAGGAAGCUCCCAAGGCGGGAUCACGGCGUUUGAUUGGAGUCAGAACCCAUGAGUAGUUAACGUUAUGAUCAAGGUUGUUUAUAAUCUGCGAUAGCUACCUCUCUCUUCAAGAAAGUAUUGGAUAAGCGUAAAGUUAUUUAUAAUUUCCGAUAGCUAAUAUUUCUCUCUUCCAGUUAGCACUGUUAUUCCUUUA
Molecule: messenger RNA, 9391 nt
Organism: Zea mays
Lineage: Eukaryota; Viridiplantae; Streptophyta; Magnoliopsida; Poales; Poaceae
Product: Forkhead-associated (FHA) domain-containing protein
Exons: 15
Coding region: 8201-9250 (349 amino acids)
Biological process (GO): positive regulation of transcription by RNA polymerase II
Cellular component (GO): NSL complex; MLL1 complex; Ino80 complex
Molecular function (GO): protein binding; G-quadruplex RNA binding
Source: RefSeq, a predicted model, not a curated record